AUGAGUUGUCUCCGGCCGUCCCAUUCAAUAUGUCUGCAACAAAUUCGGUGGAAAACAGUGAAAUUCAAGCCGAAAAUCGCCAAAACGAAACCACUGAAAACGCCAUCCGCACAGGCUCUCGAUCAUUUCGAUUUCUAUUACGGACCACUUUUCGGGAAGAAAUGGCCGAGUAUUCGUCUCGGUUUACUCUCUCCGAAUAGAUAUUUAGCAGUGAUGAACACAAUGAGCAGGAAUUGGGAAGCACACGAUGAAAUACUUUCCGAUAUGGGUGCUCGGGAUCUGUUAGCGAGUAUUCGUGGCAAAACAGAAGACGAAAUUCUAGAAGCAAAGCGAAAAAUCGUAGAGAAAAGAGCAGAUGAGGAGACGAGAAAAGUCAAGCAAGAACUUCAGAAUCCAUCAACAUCGUCAGAAAAAGAGUUGCAUAAUGAGGAGCAAGAAGCGAUUUUCCGAUCAGCAGCUGGCUUGAGUGAAUUUCGACAGAGUCCUGGAGAAUUGUCUUCUGGAACCCUUCAAAUGGGUCAAGGAGGUGUGAAAAGUCAGCAGAAUAAGGAUGUAGAGAUCACUGGAUUUGAGGGAGAAGGCGUCAGAAUUCCGAAGAGAGAACACUUUUUAUAUUAUCCAAAAGCUCUCCGAGUCCGCGCAUUCGAGCGAGCAGUUCUUCUCGACUUUCCUGCUCCAAUGAAAGAUGAAGUCGGUGUUCCAAGCUACUGGCUGUUAGAUGGUGGAUCUCUUCUUCCAGUGUUGGCUCUCGGUCUCCAGAAGAAUGAAUCUCUUCUUGAUAUGUGUGCAGCGCCUGGCGGAAAGAGUCUCCUCGCUGCUCUCUCAAAUCUUCCAUCGAAAAUUGUUUGUAAUGAUUUCAAAUUGGCUAGAUUAGGACAACUGAAACGAGCUCUUAUGACAUAUGUUGCGGAGGAUAGUGAGGCGAUCGAUAAGUUUGUGCUGAAACGAAAAGAUGCGUCAGAUGUGAAAACGUGGGAUGAAUUCGAAGCAUACGACAAAGUGUUGGCUGAUGUCCCAUGCUCUACCGAUCGAUUAUCUGUUAGUACGGAUGAUGGAAACAUUUUCAGCACAGCGUCGACACAACAGAGGCUGGAUUUGCCGUUGUUGCAGACGAAGAUUCUCGUAAACGCCCUUCGCUCCGUAAAAGUUGGCGGAUCAGUCGUCUAUUCAACUUGCACUUUGUCUCCAAGUCAAAACGAAGCAGUAGUCGAGAACGCUGUCGCCGUGGCACGAAAUGAUUUCGGAAUCGAGACAGUCGAGGAAUCCCUCCACCAACUCGUCUCUCACAUGACAUCAUCUGGUCUCUACCGUUUCCAUGACACUCCACUGGGCGCCCUCGUCGUCCCGUUCCUUCCCUCGAAUUUUGGACCAAUGUAUAUUUGCAAAUUAACCAGAUUGCAAUAG
Messenger RNA from Caenorhabditis remanei, 1404 nucleotides. RefSeq lists its product as uncharacterized. The transcript is spliced from 4 exons. The record is from RefSeq and is a predicted model, not a curated record. Gene Ontology annotation, biological process: RNA methylation. Bases 1 to 1404 code for a protein of 467 amino acids. NCBI's taxonomy places the organism in Eukaryota, Metazoa, Nematoda, Chromadorea, Rhabditida, Rhabditidae. Gene Ontology annotation, molecular function: methyltransferase activity.